UUACCUCAUCAAUGAGGCAAACUCAAAUAUUUGCAAAAGCAUAAACUACAAAUAACUUCUGUUAUGGGGAAUGGAUGCUCCACUUUCUCAUUUUCCAAUCAAAUCCUUUUUAUUAACCUACCUUCAACAUUAACCAUUCAUCACAAAUUCAAUUCUUUCAACAAUCAUCCCGCUUUUCCAAUUCAUUCCCACUUCUCGAAUCUCAACAGCAUAUUUAUAUCUCAAUCCCCACCUUCUCUUCCUUUAAAAUCUAGCAAAAUUGAUUCAUUAGAAACCCAACAACAAAUGUCUCAAGAACCCAUCUUUAAUCUUCAUGAUAUUAAUCCCAUUUUGCUUCAGAAUUUGACUAAUGAUGCACUUGUUUGGUCUUCUCUUCAUGGACUUGUGGUUGGAGAUAGAACUGUUCAGAAAUCAGGAACUGUUCCUGGGGUUGGAAUGGUUCAUGCCCCAUUUUCUUUAAUUCCUGCAUUAUUCUCUGAGGAUCACUUCAGGGAAGCCUGUGAAUUAGCACCUAUUUUCAAUGAGCUUUUUGAUCGUGUGAGUUUGGAUGCUAAGUUUCUCCAAGAUUCAUUAUCGAGAACCAAGGAAGUGGAUGAAUUUACUUCACGAUUGUUAGAUAUUCAUUCGAAGAUGAUUGAUAUGAAUAAGAAAGAGGAAAUACGCUUAGGCUUACAUCGCUCAGAUUACAUGCUUGACGCACAAACCAAGUCACUUCUCCAAAUAGAGUUUAAUACAAUCUCAUCUUCAUUUUGUGGACUUACUUGCCUUGUCAGUGAACUUCACAGGACUCUGCUUAGUCACUAUGGAAGCCAGCUUCAAUUAGACUUCAAAAAGGUCCCUGAAAAUUUUGCUGUUCAUCAGUUUGCAAAAGCAUUAGCUGAAACUUGGCGAGAGUACAAUAAUCCGAGGGCAGCUGUUCUAGUUGUGGUUCAACCUGAGGAACGCAACAUGUAUGACCAGCUUUGGCUUUCUACAGUAUUGAAGGAAAGACAUGGUGUUGCAUCUAUCAGAAAAACAUUGGCAGAAAUUGAUGCAGAGGGAGAGUUGUCACCUGAUGGAACGCUUAUUGUAGGUGGGGAAGCAAUUGCAGCUGUGUAUUUUAGAGCUGGUUACACACCUACUGAUUAUCCUUCUGAGUUGGAAUGGAGAGCUAGGCUGUUGAUGGAACAGUCGUCUGCUGUGAAAUGUCCUUCCAUUGCCUAUCAUUUAGCUGGUAGCAAGAAGAUUCAGCAGGAGCUUGCAAAACCUGAUGUACUCGAAAGGUUCCUCGAUAACAAAGAGGAAAUAGCCAAACUUCGUAAAUGCUUCGCGGGCCUGUGGAGUUUAGAUGAUACCGAAGUUAUUUCAGAUGCAAUUGAAAGACCUCAGUUAUACGUUAUGAAACCACAGAGAGAGGGAGGAGGAAACAACAUUUAUGGAAAUGAUAUGAGGGAAGCACUUUUAAGAAUACGAAAGGAAGGAUCGGAAGAGGAUGCUGCAUACAUCCUCAUGCAAAGGAUUUUUCCAUCUGUUUUUCCUGCCCUUCUGGUACGAGAAGGCAUUUGUUAUAAAGAUCAUGCUAUAUCGGAGCUUGGAAUUUAUGGUGCUUAUUUAAGAAGCAAAGAGAAGAUUAUCAUGAAUGAGCAAUGUGGGUACUUGAUGCGGACUAAGGUUUCUUCUUCAGACGAGGGCGGGGUUGCAGCUGGUUUUGCUGUCUUAGACAGUAUAUAUCUAGCUUGAGAGCUCGAAGAGAAAAAAAAUCAUGAUUUCUGAAAUUCGGCAUUUACAGAUGCAUUGAUAGCUCUUUUGGCUAGACCGUGAAGGUAAAACAAGAUCGUGGCUCCAAAUAGAGAAAUUAGUGGUAUUGCAAAAUGCAGGGAGAUGAAUCCAAAUCAUUGUCAAAUUAAUUUAAAGUUUUUGUUUUUGAUGUCAUUAGUUACAAUGUUUUUAGGUUCCAUUUAUUACACAAGGCAUAGUAAAGAAAGCAUGGAACUCUUGGCUUAAAUUUCACUCCCUAGACAAUUUAUUUGUUAAGAACACAUCAUCCUUCUUGUUCCUCAUAGCUUUCAUCCCACAUAUGGGGUUUAGCUACAUGAAUACAUUAAUAUAAAUUAUUUAUAUGCAUUCCAUUUAUAUUUUCCGUGUAGCUACGUCUUAUUAUCUUUCUCGAGCUGAGGGACUCCUUUGGUCGCGCUCUCCUUUAUAGGUAUGAGUUGCCGCCGUCCUUCCUUUUCCAGACCCUGUCCAUAGUUAAUCUAU
This is a messenger RNA of Amaranthus tricolor (Joseph's coat), 2238 nucleotides long. Its product is annotated as glutathione synthetase, chloroplastic. Gene Ontology annotation, cellular component: cytosol. The coding region runs from base 64 to 1719 and encodes 551 amino acids. The transcript has 12 exons. The record is from RefSeq and is a predicted model, not a curated record. Gene Ontology annotation, molecular function: glutathione binding; ATP binding; glutathione synthase activity. Lineage: Eukaryota; Viridiplantae; Streptophyta; Magnoliopsida; Caryophyllales; Amaranthaceae. Gene Ontology annotation, biological process: glutathione biosynthetic process.